This is a messenger RNA of Acanthoscelides obtectus, 9998 nucleotides long. The record is from the annotation of a GenBank genome assembly. NCBI's taxonomy places the organism in Eukaryota, Metazoa, Arthropoda, Insecta, Coleoptera, Chrysomelidae.
GUCGGUUUGGUUGUCGGUUGUCGGUGUUUCUUGCGGUUUUGAUCUCUUGAUGUAAGAUGUGGUUUUGAUUACAUGUUUACGGUUAGUGGUUUUCAUCGAUUUUAAUUUUUGAGAAACGAGAGAUAAAAUAUUUGUAUCCAUCUCACAAUAAGUAUCUUUAUCAUUUUUAAUCAUCAGAAAGAUCUAGAAAUAAUCUUUGUAAAUCCUGGAACGAACAUCCUGUGAUUCCCCAGUGAAAAUUGAACACGUCAGGGGUGAGUGAUUGUGAUUGAUUGGCGGAUGCAACUGGCUCUAAUGUUUAUUUUACAGUAUUGCGUAGUUGCAGUCGUUCGCUGAUUAAUCGGAUUUAAAACCAGCGAAUUUUUCCAUAAAGCAGAUAACUACCCAGCCAUAAUAGUGUUUUGAGGAAGCUAGGAAUAAUCAUGACUGAAGUUGAAUUCACACCCCGCAAUUAUCAGCUGGAAUUGAUGAAAAUCGCAGAAAAGCAAAAUUCAAUCAUCUAUCUUCCAACAGGGUCUGGCAAAACAUACAUUGCAAUACUCGUAUUAAAACAGCUUGGUAAAAGCCUGGUCAAAUCUUAUAGCAAAGGUGGAAAAAUAUCAGUUAUACUGGUAAACUCUGUACCGCUAGUAGCUCAGCAUGCCAAAAACAUUAGAGAACAUACUCCAUUCAAUGUUGCACAGUUUUCUGGGGAUAUGAAUGUUGACAACUGGAGCAAAGAAAAAUGGCUGGAAGAAUUUGACAGCAAACAAGUUUUUGUGAUGACUGCACAAAUUCUAGUCAAUUUGGCCAUCACUAAUAAUUAUCUCGGUAAGUUUCCCUAGCAUCUCUGUAAUUCGGAAACUGUUGCACAGACUUAAAUGAAAUGACAAAGUUAAUACUAUGUCAAGGAGGUUUAACAAAUUGAUCCACUGGUGACGGAAUUAUGAUCGGAAAGCAAACAUCCAAGAAUGCUCUAAACUUUUAUAAAUGGUUUUCAUGUGUGGCAUAUUUUGACUGCAGUGAAAAAUGUGUAGGAGAGGCAGAAUUUAAGCAAAGUUGAAGCUAGUGCGAUUCCCACUUUAUUUUUGCUUCCUGUUGACAAUAGAGAAAUUAAACUAACUUUGGCGAGUUUGCCAAACAAAUUUUCAGCUGGUUUGGAUGAAAUCCCGGUGGUAGUUCUAAAGCAGAUAUCUGACUAUAUAUGCGAACCGUUAGCUUAUAUUAUUAAUGAAUGUCUGUUUACAGGAAUUUUUCCGUCACAUUUAAAGAGGGCCAAACUGGUUCCCAUUUACAAAAAAGGAGAUGUGCAUGACAUAGAUAAUUAUCGACUAGUCUCACUGUUAUCUUCUGUGUCAAAGGUCUUCGAAAAAGUCAUAUAUUCAAGGAUAAUGAACUUUAUCAAGAAAUACAACAUUUUAACAAGAAAUCAAUUUGGCUUUCGGCCAAAUCAUUCCACACAACUAGCACUAUUUAAAGUUCUUACUUAUAUUGUUGAAAAUGUGGAUAAGAAUGAAAAAGUGGCCGGUCUGUUUUUUGAUCUGUCUAAGGCCUUCGACACCAUAGACCAUCAAAUACUCCUUAAAAUUCUGUCUAAACAUGGAAUACGAGAUAUGAAUAGGAUCAAUUUACUAAUAUUUGAUGAGUGUCACAAAGCUGUAGGGGACUCACCUAUGCGACAAAUAAUGAAAAAUUUGUAUGGGAAUUUGAGGGAAGCACCAAGAGUCAUCGGAUUAACCGCAACACUUUUAAAUGGAAAUUGCUCACCACUUAAAGUGCACACAAAGGUUUACGAAUUAGAAACAACUUUUCAUUCUAAAGUAGCUACAGUGGAUGAGCUUUCGGAUGUUAUCAGGUAUUCUACAAAUCCAAGAGAAAAGAUCAUACUGUACCAGCCAUACAGCCUGAGCAACAUAGAGGAAACUGUAUCCUCAGUUUUGAAACAAGUCCAAGAACUGAUGCAAGUAGUUGAUAUUGAAGAACACUUCCAGUCAAAAGAGCUUAAGCCCCUCAAAGAGAAAUCGUACUUCAAAAAGAUGAGUAACUGUAUGAAUGAAGUAACUGAUACAAUUCGUACAAUGGGAACAUAUGGAGCAGUGAAAGCUAUAAUAUCUCUAAUGAUAAAGUUUGAGAGAAUAAAACGUUAUUGUACGAUAGAUAUAGUGGUAUGGAAUAUUCUUUCUCAUGGAAUAACAGUGCUCCAAUUCGUAAUGGAGAUGUUGCUAAAGGAGUUUCAAAAGUUCAGUAAACAACAGCAAAUUUUUAGCUUUUCCUCAGAUAAGAUGCUGAAGCUAUUUCAAAUACUUGGAGAUUACAGUUCAUCUUCAAACGAGGAACUUUGUGGUUUAAUAUUCACGAAGGAAAGAUCCACCGCCAAAAUAUUGCACCAUGUUCUGAGAGAUUUGAGUGAACACGUACCAGAGUUCAGGCACAUAAAGUCGGAUUUCAUUGUGGGUUAUAACGGAAAUCCUUUUAAUAGCACCGUAGAAUCGCUUCUGAUUAAUAAGAAGAACAGACAAGUACUCGAUCGUUUUAGAAACAAGGAGAUUAACGUUUUAGUGGCGUCAAAUGUACUUGAAGAAGGUGUAGAUGUUCCAACAUGCACUAUGGUUGUCAGAUUUGACAGACCUAUGGACUAUCGCUCCUAUGUUCAGUCAAAAGGUAGAGCUCGCCACAAGGACAGCCUAUUCUACAUUAUGGUGGACGCUGUAGAAUCAAAAGAUUUUGAGAGUAGUUACCUUGACUUCAAGGCAGUAGAACAGAAGUUGAAAGAUCUGCUAAUAGGCAAGAACAAACAUCGUCGACUUCCCGAUGAGAAAGACAUAAAACGCAUGUAUGAUGAGGAUGAAUUGCCACCAUACUACGUGAAUGGCCCUGGAUCUGCUCAAAUUAACAUGCAGAACGCAAUAGCUUUGCUGUGUCACUACUAUGCCUCUCUACCUUCGGACGAAUACACUACUUACGCCCCAGAAUGGUUCAGCGAAGAAAGAAGCGAUGGUUCGUUCCGAGUUGUCAUUCAUUUGCCAACAGUCUGUCCAGUGCUGGAUGUAGUUAUUGGUCAGUGGACACCAACUUUGAAGGCAGCGAAAGAGGCAGCAGCUUAUGAAGCAUGUAUAAUGCUGUUCAAGGCUGGAGUAUUUGACGAGCAUCUACGCCCAAUAAAAAUUGAUGAAUCAGUUGAUGAUAUAAAAUUUUUAUUCUCGCAUUAUCCAGAAAAAAAAGAAAAGCACGCAGGCACAUCCAAAAUGAAAAGACUCCACAAGAUUCAGGUACCUUCUUGUGUACGUGGCCAACUUCGCCCAGGAAUGCCGGUGUAUUUGCACAUAAUUUCCCUGAAUCCGCGGUUUCCCAAGAUCAGUGAUAGCGACAUCAACGAAGCUACGAUGUACGACAACUAUGUGUCCUCUAGAUGUUACGGAUUUUUGACGCCUGAAAGAUGUAACCCCAUAUGCAGUUUUCCCAUUUUCGUUACUAUGGGUCAAAUUAACGUCCAUGUUGAAGUAAACAAGAGGACUUUAGUAUUAGAUGAAGAUCAGUUAGCGGCGUUAAGACAUUUCCACUGCAGCGUGUUCAGAGACGUUUUGAAGGUCCUUCAAAAAUUCUUAAUUUUUGACUGCAGUGACGAUGCAGAAACUGUCCUACUCGUUCCAGUUAACAAACUCACAGACCAUAUAGAUUUCGAUGUGGUUCGCGAUUAUUCAGACGUAAGAGAAGUCACCGAAUUAACGCAAGCAGAAAAAGUAAAUCUGCAAGUUACCAAAGAAUCGCACCACGGGAAGAUUGUUUCGCCGUGGUACAGAUCCAAUACGUCCACAUACGUCGUAACUGAAGUGUGCCUUGACCGGAACGCAUGCUCGAACUUUCCCAACGAUGAUUAUGUAGAUUUUAGGGAAUACUAUAUAAGAAAACACGAUAAGAGGAUCGAAAACCCAACUCAGCCACUACUGUUAGUGAAGGGACUGACACAAAGACUGAACUUUGUUAAGCCUAAGGGGAAGGAAUCCAAACGCAAGCACGAAAAGUUGUAUGAGGAGCUGACCGAGUAUCUCAUUCCAGAAUUGGUGGUCAAACAAGACUUUCCAUCGUCACUUUGGAUCCAGGCGUGCAUGCUUCCAACUAUCCUCUCCAAAGUACUUUUUUGUUUCCAACUGGAGGAUCUACGUCAACAGAUAGCUAGAGAAUCUGGUUUAGGAGAUUCAGGGGUCUCAAAAACUGGCAACCUUGAACUAGACAUGCACUUGUUGUAUUACGAACCUGACGUUGAUGCCACUGAUGAUUCUAGAGAAGAUAGUGUCUCUGUUCAAGAUGUUUCACUGCUGAAGAAGGAUGCUCCACCUGUUUUGAUGGCCUAUAACAAGGAUUAUGCAGCCAAGAAGUUGGAGGGUCAAUAUCCAUGGAAGGACGCUGACGAACCGACGAAGGAUUUGGAAAGGGAUUUAGAUGUUACACUGAUGGAUAUUGAAUGUUAUGAGGGAUUUAUCUCAGCACAAGUACAGAACGACGAUAUCCAGUUUUCUAUCGACAGUCCAGUCAAGAAACAACGAGCGUUGGCUUUGACUUACUACAAAGAUUAUAGCUUCAAAGAUAUUAAAUUACUUGAUGAUAAAACAUUUGAAGGUCCAGAGUUAUCUGAAUUGUACAGAGCUCUCACGACUGCUAAGGCAAAUGAUAUAGUCAAUUUGGAACGCCUCGAAACGUUAGGAGACAGCUUCCUCAAAAUUAUCACCUCAGUUUAUAUUUCGAUCAAUUUUCCCCAUUGGAAUGAGGGACAAGCAACAGCCCUCAAAGGUCGUAUAGUCAGCAAUAAGAACCUAUUCUAUCUCGCCAGAAAGAAGAACCUUGUUGGGAUCAUACGAUAUCACAGCUUGGAUAAUGUCAAACAUGAUUGGUUACCACCUUGUUUUGCACUUCCUCAAGGUGUACUGAAGAGAAUCGAACGGAAUGACCUAUCACUAAAUGCACUCUUUAACUUAGACUAUACAGAGGACAAACAACAAGAAUCUGGAAUACUUUCCGACGACAAACUGGAAGAGGUGUCUGCGACAGUAUGUCCUCCAGAUGAUACGGAGGACCACCUUUAUAAUAGCAUGGCUUCUUUUCUGAAAUGUCAGUACAUUGGCGACAAACACGUGUCUGAUACUGUGGAGUCGCUUUUGGGGUGCUAUUUUGUGUCGUGUGGAUUUGCAGGUGGAAUGAAGUUCGUUGAGUGGAUGGAAAUUAUACCCGAUGAUUUGUCAGAGAUAUUGAUGCGUCAACCAGAAAAUCCAUUUUUGGUGAAUAAUGCCACACUUGAUGAUCUUUCUCUAUAUAUGCCCUGUUGGCAGAAGGUAGAAGAAAUAUUAGGUUACACGUUUAAAAACAAAGGAUAUAUUCUACAAGCAUUUACACAUGCCUCAUAUACGCCAAAUCGGUUGACACGAUCAUAUGAGCGUCUAGAAUUUCUAGGUGACGCUAUUCUAGAUUUUCUGAUAACUUGCUACAUAUACGAGCAAUGCGAGGGGCUAACCCCAGGGCUGCUAACUGAUCUUCGUGCUGCUUUGGUGAAUAAUAAUACAUUUGCUAGCCUGCUGGUCAGGCUUGGACUUCACAAAUUCAUAUUGUUCAUCAACCAAAAACUGCAAGCUUACAUCGACAGAUUUGUCGAGUUUCUAGAAGAUAAGAGAUACCAAAUUGACGAUGAAGUACUCAUAUUAUUGGACGAGGAUGAGUUGCUUUUGGCCGAACAAUUAGAUGUGCCCAAGGCCCUUGGCGAUGUAUUUGAAGCUCUUGCAGGAGCAGUAUAUCUGGACUCUGGAAAAGACCUGAAAACGGUAUGGAGGGUGUUCCACAAAAUUAUGUGGAACGAAUUGGAACUUUUUAGUCAAAACGUACCAAAGAAUUCUGUUAAACGCCUUUAUGAGUGGCACGGAGCUCAUCCUCAAUUUGGCAAUGUGAUGCUCACCCAAAACAGCAAAGUGAUAGUUCCUCUACAAUUUUUGAUGAAUGGUGUUCCCAAGUUGGUUCAUGGUUGUGGAGCAAAUAAAAUGAUGGCCAAAAAGGCUGCAGCAAAACUAGCCUUACGUUUUUUGGAUUCGUAGUUUUCAAAUACUUUGGUAACUUUAUAAUUGUAUUUGUAUAGUAUAGUAGUUUUGUAGUUGAAUUUGAAAAUCUUAGCAAUUGUGAUUAUCCAGUACUGCAACGGAAAGGCGUAUAUGAAUGUAGAGAUUGCUCUGGUUUCCAUAGAAAAUGUUAUACAGUGAAAACCAAAUUUUUUUGAUGACUUGAGUUCAAUGUGUACCAGAGAGAGGCGCGAGAAGUGUGUAUCAACAAAAGUUAGAAAGAGAUAGAAGCCGGCUGACGAGACAAAGUCAUCACCACAUUGCCUAGCUAUCCAGCCGGCUUCUAUCUCUUUCUAACAUACGUGUCUACAUACACUCUUCUCUCAUACAUAUUGAACUCAAGACGUCAGACAAAUUUGGUUCUCAUUCUACAAAGGGUACUAUUAGAGUUUUGCAAUACAGCUUUAUUUAUUGACUUCGUUCAAAUUAAUUUCCACCACAUUCAAUACACUUAUCCAUCCGCCAAAACCAGUCCUCAAAGCAGUUCUGCCAAGUUUGACCCGGGAGUCCUCAUCUCUAGAAAAUCGUUUUCCUUUUAGCAUUCAUUUUCACAUGAAAGAACAGAUCGGCAUUUUCUGACAGCUACGGGUCUGUCCUCGUCAUCAAAGACCCAAACUUUGUUUUGAGCCCUGGUUAAUAAUUGCAAUAAUUGAGCCAAGUCUCGUCACCUGUCACGAUGCUCUUCACAUACCGAUAUUGCCCCAAACAUUUUCAGCAUCUUUCGGCACCAAGUCGUACGACGAAUCUUCUGCUCUUCCGUCAGACUAUGCGGUACAUUGAGAGAACAAAGUUUCCUUACGUGUAAAUGGUCAUGCAGAAUUGAAUGGUGCAUGAAGGUGUAAGGUCUCCUCUAUUUGUUAGUAUGUCACUCUCCGGUCUUCGUCAAGCAUUUUCCUCAUACUAGUAAUGUUUUCCUCCGUUACUGACAUUCGCGGCCUUCCUCCGGAGUGGAAUUGCCCCUUUGGAAUUCUUAUUUCUUCUAAGCACUGGUCUAUGCUUAAACCACGUGUAAAGUUAUACAGUAAAACUGUCCUUAUCUCACUACUCGACCACGAUGUCGUAGUCCGCACUUACACCGUCAAUACGAAUGAGCAACUAAAUGAAGAGACGUGCUGCUGGCGGCUACUAUUUACUCAUGGACAUGUCUCAACAUGCAGCCUCCUGCGUCCGUUUGUUAAGUCAUAUUGCAAAACUUUUUUAGUACCCUUUGCAUAUGAAUGUAAAGAUUUAUCUGGUUUCCAUGGAAAAAGUUAUAUACUCCUACAUAAUACGAGAUAAUGCAUUUUUGAAGAAAAUAGUUCAUCGGAAGUUUCAACUGCAUUUAGGCGCGUAAUUGUAGUUUACCUUCCUGUUUAAAAUGUUGUCAAGAUUUGUAAUGUUUUCAUUCAUACACACGGAUUUUCAAUAAUUACACCGCACUUAAUAAAAGUAAUCCACAAAUUGAGCUACAGAGGAACUCUUAAACUAUGUACAGAGGGCUACCGAUAAUUCGCCGUAUUCCUUCCAGCAAGGGUAUUACAUAACUUGGAAAGUGACUUUAUGUCGUUUUUUUUUCACAUGUCGAUUUUUUUAUUGACAUUAUGUCGGUUUUUUUGUUGACUUUAACUCGGUUUUUUCGAUAUUAUCUAGGCUUUUUAUGACAUUAUAGCGGAAUGAACUAUUUGCACACUAACCUACAUAGUCAACAAGUUGACAUUUUAUCGUUUUUUUUUUGACAUUACAUAGUUUUUUAGGUAAUAGCCCUGUAGGGCAUGUUAGGGGACUUAAAAUGCGAUAAAUUUGAACAAAUACAGAGUGUAAAAAAAAUCCGGAUAUGACAAAUAAUCUCGAAAACUAUGAGUCUAAAAGAAAUUCUACCCAGGCAUAGGUGUUGUUAACCUUAGCAUUCAGGAUUAAGUUCUAAUAUGUAUACGAUAAAUAAUAUCGAGGUCUCAGUGUUAAAAGACGUUAUCUACAGUUUUUAUGAAAUCAUUAUCCUUAGAUUUACCAUGAUCAAUUUGGUGUUCAAGAACUUUGGGUGUCAAAGAACUGUAUCUCAAUGUUUCCCCUGAAUCCAAAACUAAGGCUCUGUUCCAGUUUUCAGACACAAAAGGAAAUGAAGUGUGUUGAAACUAACAGUAACGAUUUCACAUAAAUUGUAGGUAUCUUUUGACACUAAUACCUAAAUUCUGCCUAUUCAUAGAUUUAGGUUUUUUUCCCGACUAUCUAAUGGUGACAUUGAACUCGACUUUGACCUUUAAGGUCAUUACCAGGUCAAAUCCAUGUUUUAAAAUAGUACUCUAUACUUUUGACAUCGGAAAGUGGAAAAGUUCCCUGGUUAUCUGACAGUGGUCUUGAUUUUGUCAUUAGUCUUCAAGACCAAUGCCAAAUUCAAGAUCACCAUUAGGUAGCCGGGGAAAACAGCUACACCUACGCCUAAGUAGGAUUUCUUUUAGACUCGUGGUUUUCGAUAUUAUUUGUCGUACGCGUAAGGUUUUGAACACACUACACAGGGUGUUCGGAAAGUCGAUACCAUCCAUUUGGACACAUAGAGUCACAUAUACAUUAACGGACAAAAGUUGGAAAACAUUCUAAGUAAUUUUUAAAAAGUACGCUAAUUUUUUAUUCAUUAUUAUCAAGGACUAUUUUUUUCUCAUAUAGUUUGCUUACGGACGUGAGAAUACAAAUGACAAUUUGUGUUUACUGUGGAACUACAAAAUGAGACGACAAAAGUAUAGAAACAUAUUUUUUAUUACAAAAUUAAAGACAAUAACUCUACAAAAUGAUUUAAGAAUACUGUUUAGCUAAUAUUUGGUAGCAUAGCCUUUAGCAUUCAAGACUGCCUGACAUCUGCUGCUCAUAGAAGACACCCAUUUUUCACAGACUUGGGAUAUUUUGCCAAAUAUUUUUUACAUAUUCAAAUAAAUCGUUCUUAUUUUUAAAAGUUUUUCUUGUCAGUUGUCUUUUAACAUGCUCCCAGCUCUCUUAAAUUUUUCUUUUACUUUUGCCAUUUUCACUGUUAAUAAAAUACAAAAUGUUAAUAUUUACCGCACGCAAUAUGUGUAUCGCAGAAUGAAUAAAUACGGCAAAACUGAAAUGUUUCCAUACUUUUGUCGUUACAAAACUGUGGUAUUUAAAACACGCGUGUUUUUGUUUUCAGAUAAUGUGAAAAUUGAUAAGAUAAACCUUGUAUUAGUACGGGAGCCAAAGGUAGAUUUUAAUAUUUAUAUUAUCUGUUCCUUCACAAUUUUAAUUUAGGUAUAUGAAAUAGUUCAUAAUAAUGUUAAUAUUUGUUUCCAAAAUUUUGUCCGCUACUGUACAUGUCAAAUAAAAUCCAGAAAAUAUCUCAUUUUCGAAAAUUUUUGGCUGUUACAAUAUGUCCUCACCCAGUGGCGUACGAAGUAAAAGUGGAAAUGUUAAUGAGCAAUUUAUAAUAACCCCCCAUCUCAAACGAAAAAUAAAAACGAUUUUGAAUAAAAUUAUUCAAAAAAUAUCUCCUUGUCAAAAAUUUUUGGCUGUUACAAAAUGUCCUCACCCAGUGGCGUACGAAGUAAAAUUGGAAAUUUUAAUGUGCAAUUUAUUAUAACCCCCCAUCUCAAAUAGUCACGAAAAAUAAAACUAUUUUGAAUAAAAUGUUUCAUUUGUCUAUGUCGGAAAAUGCAAUUGCAAAAAUUUCUAAUUGUCAUUUUUUUUAGUUACCUAAAUGCACAAUUCGGCCCCCAUUUAAAUUGCUUAGUAUCGUUUACUUUCCCUGAGAACCCAAUGGUGAGAGUUGAAUUUGAAACACCCAGUAUAGGCUGAAAUUUGUUGUAUUUUAGAUUCCCUAUCAUGCCCUGGAAGGAAUAUGGCAAAUUACCUGUAUCCUGUAAAUUGACAAAUAUUUAUAUUUAUUUAUGAGGAUAUCAUUGUUUUAUAUAUUUGUAUUAAAUCUAUUUGAUAUAA